CGCGUCCACCACAAGGCUAAUUGUCCUUUCGGAUCUAAUGCUUCACAUUCAUGUGUAGUUCCGUUAGUGUAAUUUGCCCGAAUAGAGUUGUCGAUAUCAUAAUACUAGAGGAAGGGAUGCCAAUCAGGUUCUUCUGAAGUUCCAGCGGUUUCAUCUCUUGUGAGCGAAUUUUCAAACUAGUGGCGCAAGUGUGCGGUCCAUUUACGCAAAGGCGAGAUAGAAGCGUCCUCUGGAUAAGGACAUAUCAAGUGAUGGAAUGCCCGAGGAAAAGCGUCAGCGUGUUCCCGCAUUAGCGAGUGUGAUUGUUGAAGCGGUCAAAAUGGACAGUCUGCAGAAACUCGGUUCCACUCUCGAGCCUUUACUUCGUCGGGUGUCACGGGAAACAGGUAGAAUUGAGCGUGUUCUUGUGAAGUUAACCCCGGCCAAAGUGUGUUUCAGAUCUUCUCCCAAAAGGAUACAGGGUUCUGAUUCCAGAAGUCUGCGGCUUCAAUUUAGAAACAAGUUGGCCUUGCCUCUUUUCACGGGAAGUAAGGUUGAGGGAGAACAAGGAUCUGCGAUUCAUGUUGUGCUGCAAGACGCUAGCACGGGCCAGGUCGUGGCUGUAGGAGCAGAAUCGUCUGCAAAGCUUGAAGUUGUCGUUCUCGAAGGGGACUUCUCUGCUGAUGAUGAGGAGGACUGGCCCCAGGAAGACUUCCAGAAUCCCAUGCUUCCUGCUAUUUGUUAAAAUGCCAUCGAGACUAUGCCUUGUUUUGAUUGUCCUAA
Messenger RNA from Marchantia polymorpha subsp. ruderalis, 762 nucleotides. Lineage: Eukaryota; Viridiplantae; Streptophyta; Marchantiopsida; Marchantiales; Marchantiaceae. The record is from the annotation of a GenBank genome assembly.